AUCAUCGCUUUCGAUUGCGGUAGAGGAGGGAUUGCGUUUGCGUAUGCGUACUGCUCUUGAGUUUUCUCCUUCUCUAUCUCACCGCCUCUAUCAAUCCAUCAGCUAUCCUUAAACCCAAGAUAUUCGAUUACUUUCUUCUUUCAUUCACUUUAACGUAAUACAUCAUUUGAUUUUCUAUCCAAACCCUAGUUCAUGGACAACUCCAAAGACCAAGGAAGCAAGAUCGCCAAUAACGAAGAGAACCCUUCCAAUAAUUCUGAAACUCUUGUUGGUUCUUCGGUUCUUCCUGUUGUUGGUGAGGAAAAUGGCAACCCAAACCGGUCUUCUUCGGUUGCCAGAACCCCGUUCACCAAUCUCAGUCAGGUCGAUGCUGAUCUUGCCCUGGCUCGUACACUACAAGACCAGGAAAGGGCAUAUAUGAUGUUGAGAAUGAAUGGUGAUGGGAGUGAACAUGAGAGUUGGGAAACUGGAAGUUAUGCGCAUGAUGAUGAUGAUGAAUUUGAUCAUCACAAUAGUGAAUAUGAUGGUUCUGAUGCCGAUGAAGGAGAAGAUGCAUUUGAUGUCCAUGGUCAUCUUGAUCUUGGAUCUGGAGAGGAGGAUAUAGGCAACCAAGGUGUUGAUUUGGAUCCUGCUUCUUUUCCAAAUGACGAGGCCUAUGCAAGAGCUUUACAAGAUGCUGAAGAUCAAGAAAUGGCAGCUAGAUUUUUGGCCCUCACUGGCAUAAAUGAAAUGGUUACAGAGGAAGAUGAUGAUAUUGAUGAUCAUGGUGGUAAUUCUCAGGAUACAUGGGAUGAUGUUGACCCAGAUGAACUAUCAUAUGAGGAAUUGCUUGCACUGGGUGAAGUAGUUGGGACUGAAAGUCGAGGGCUUUCUGCUGAUUCAAUUGCUUCUCUGCGUUCAGUUGUAUACAAGACCCAAAAUAGUCAUAAUGGAAGCAGUGAAACAUGUGUUAUUUGUCGCCUAGACUAUGAGGAUGGUGAUAACUUGAUCUUACUUUCAUGCAAACACUCGUACCAUUCUGAGUGCAUAACCAACUGGCUACAGAUAAACAAGGUGUGCCCUGUCUGCAGCACAGAGGUCUCAACAUCUGGAAGCGCUAGUUGAUGUACAUUCGUGGUGUUUUUAUGUUGCUGCAGAAGACAAAACGAAACCCUGGUUCCAAAAUAUCCUUUCAAAGACCAUAAUAUCCCUCAUUUGUAACGAUUCUUGGUUAUGUUGUAGUUGGUUAGCAGCUUUUCUUAUGCAAACUUUCUUUGGAUCAUAAUUCUGAUUUGUCUCAAUGUCUAUMGGAUCGUGGUGCCAGUUGAUGUCUAUUUUUGUC
Molecule: messenger RNA, 1321 nt
Organism: Cynara cardunculus var. scolymus (artichoke)
Lineage: Eukaryota; Viridiplantae; Streptophyta; Magnoliopsida; Asterales; Asteraceae
Product: E3 ubiquitin ligase BIG BROTHER-related
Exons: 7
Coding region: 193-1104 (303 amino acids)
Source: RefSeq, a predicted model, not a curated record